UCGUAAAGCGAGGACACAUUGCCCCUCAGCGGCAACAAAUCAAAACUGCACUCUGUGCUUGCGCUGAGUUUGCAGUCACCUAGGUAACCAAAAGAGAAAAGUUCGUGGACGGACGGGUUUUAGACUAAUCCGACUGAAAGAAUAGACUUUUUACAACACACGUUAAGGUCAUAAAGGACACAAAAUGGAAACGACUGGUAUUCUGUAUGUUGAAGCAGAGGCGUUUGUGAAAAGUCUGGAAACGUUUAGUGUCAAAGAGGUGGGCUCUUUAAGAUGGUUCACACAACACGAGUACAUUCAAAAGUUGAACAUGCAGGCAGUGCUGGAUGCAUCAGUCAUGCAUGAUGAGACGGUCAAGGAGCUGUUGGUUUCCUUUGGAAAGAUACCGGUUCUGAUCCAUGAGCUGAUCCUCAUAGAGGUGUGGAAGCACAAAGUGUUCACUAUUUUGUGCCAGCUGCAGGACUUUAAUCCAAAGAAUUCAUUUCAACUUUACAUGGUGAUCUACCAUGAAUCCACCGUCAUAAACCUGCUUCAGACAAUAUUGUUUCAUAAGGAUUCCUGUGAGGCAGCUGGUGACAGUCUUGUAGAUUUGGUGGAUUACUGCCACCGAAAGCUCACCUUGCUGGCCAGUAAAGACACCAGGGGCGACGCCACCAGCUGUAAUAAACACGAGAAUGUAUCUUCUAUUGAGGAGCUGAAGGAGUUGAGUGCUUCAUUGGAGUUUGGCAUCUCCCUGGCAGCUGUAUCUGUGCUGUGUCACAUUACAGGUCACACUAACAAUCUCAGCGUGAUGAAUCGUAUGCUGUGCACACACAACAUGCCUUGUGUCCUAGUUCAGCUGAUUGUUUCCUGCCCCUGGAGCUGCCAGAGACAAGGUGAGGUCCUAAAGUACAUUGAUGGCAGCUGGCAGAAGAUUCCCGAUGAAGACUAUUUCAAGAUGACUAAACUUGACGGUCAGGUUUGGAUUUCCCUUUACAAUCUGCUCCUGAAUGAAGAAUCCCUAAGAAUGUUCGACUUUAACAGUUUCAACAGGGAUCAGCUCUCUAAGCUCAGGACCUUCUUAACGGAUGUACUGAUAGAUCAGAUGCCAAUUCUGGUGGAACUUCAGCGUUUCUUGACUCACCUUGCUUGUACGGAGCCAGCCCCUCCAAAGAAACAGCUUCUCCUGGAGCUGAUUCCGAAAAUAUGGAUGCACAUUGUUGAAACCCACUCUGGAAAGUGGAAGGCAAUAGCUAAAUAUCAGGCCAAAGAAACAUUCAAUCCUUCAGAGAGUGACUUGGCACAAUUGGCAAAGAGGUUAGGUCAAAUAUAUAACUGGGAUGUGAUGGAGAAUUUUCAUCAGGAAAAGACGAAGUGUGGAUCCUGUGGGAAAGAGGCUUCGAAGCGAUGCUCUCGAUGUCAGACAGAGUGGUACUGCCACAGAAAAUGUCAGGUUCAGCACUGGCCAAAGCACAAGAAGGCCUGCCAGCUCAUGGAAAGAUCAACAACAUCCUGAAGGACCAGCUCACAAGCAGCAGAGGCAGAGCUGUAGUGUUUAGACCUGUUUGAGAAAACAAAAAGUUGUAAUAUUCUGAAAUGUACAUUCUGAGUAUCUUGUAAUACUUUUAAUGGAGAACAUGCUGUUAACAUGUCUACCUAUUGUUUUGUUUGGGAUUAAAGGCAUUGUUCUAUGA
Oryzias latipes (Japanese medaka) is the source of this 1673-nucleotide messenger RNA. It is a transcript of the gene zmynd10, whose product is annotated as zinc finger, MYND-type containing 10. Gene Ontology annotation, biological process: outer dynein arm assembly; motile cilium assembly; inner dynein arm assembly. Gene Ontology annotation, cellular component: cytoplasm; centriolar satellite. Lineage: Eukaryota; Metazoa; Chordata; Actinopteri; Beloniformes; Adrianichthyidae. The record is from RefSeq and is a predicted model, not a curated record.